AUGAAGCUACCUUCUGUCGAAGCACGAAAAUAUCUGGAAAAAGGUUGUCCACUUGAGUUUCGUCCGAAAAUAUGGCUGCAGUGUCUUAGCAUAAAUGUCUCAGACGAAGAUAAACUGCACUAUUUGGAGCUAAAACGCAAGGUCUCACAAUGCAGCUUGCUUAUGGAUAAUCUGAUUCACAAAGAAAUAAAAACGGUUGUUUCCAAUGACGAUAUGUACUUCGUUUUUGUUGAUUAUAUUUAUAAGAUUCUGUUGCCUUUCUUGAGAGACCCUGUUGUUUUUCGGUGCAAGAGCAAAUCGUUCGAGGAACUUAUCUUCGCUGGACAUGACCAGAUGCUGUGCCCAAUCCAUAUCCCUCCAUCUGGAGUUGUCCCAUUUCACGGCUUCUCUAUGUAUGUUUCGCCUCUGUGCUAUCUCUAUGAUGACCCCGUUGAGCUGUACAUUGUCUUCCGUGAGCUCUACGUUAGAUACUUUCACAAACUUCACACAAUCAAUGAUAACGUGGAGAGCAUUCUUUCACUGUGUGUAACCUUUGAAAGGAUUCUCCUUAAAAAAGAGCCUCAGCUAGUUCUGCAUUUAGCGUCAAUCGGAGCUCCACCCCUUCAAAUAGCCUUCCGGUGGUUACUGAGUGGAUUCAGUGGGUAUCUACCAGCCGACCAAGUUCUUCUUCUUUGGGACCGUAUUCUAGCCUGGGACUCACUUGAAAUUAUUCCAAGUGAGGGCCACUUUGCUAACCUAAUGUGA
This is a messenger RNA of Hydatigera taeniaeformis, 744 nucleotides long. NCBI's taxonomy places the organism in Eukaryota, Metazoa, Platyhelminthes, Cestoda, Cyclophyllidea, Taeniidae. The record is from the annotation of a GenBank genome assembly.